AUGGAAGGAGAAAUCAAGCUACCACGGCCAAAGCUGUUCGUAGGAGGAGUGAAGAGGAACACCACAGGGCAAGAACUAAAGGAAUAUUUCCAACAGUAUGGCCAAGUAAAAGACGCCUUUAUCGUCUACUGCAAGCAAACUUCACGAAGCCGAGGGUUUGGUUUUGUGGAGUUUGAAGACCCAUCUGCAGCUGCUCUUGCUCUUGACGAGAAGCAGGUGGAUGUGGAAGUAGCUGAAUCGAAGAAAACAGACAAUAAUGAGACUGUUGAUGGAAGCGAGGGGGAGAGUCAUAGAAGAAGCAAAAGGGUAUUUGUCGGAGGCCUGCCAUCGACGAUUACUCCAGAGGAGUUUCAGAGUUUCUCUGAGAGCUUCGGAGCAGUGAGUAAUGCAAAUUUGGUGCACGACAAACACAGCGGGAAGCCAAGAGGGUUUGGGUUCAUCACUUUUGUAUCAGAGGAUUCGGCGGAUACAGCUUUGCAGAACAGAUUCCACGAGUUGAAGGGGUCGCAAGUGGAGGUGAAGAGAGCAAAUCACAAGAACAACUACGCUUAUGACAAUUUCGCCAGAAGAUACCAUGAAUAUGCUGCCCUUGCUGCCAUGAACCAUUCUUCUUAUGUUAAUGGUUAUUAUUACAAUUACUGGUAUAACCAUCUUAACUAUCAGCAAGCUUCAGGGCUCCCUUAUUACUGGGCGCCAACGCCAGGGAACUACUGCCAUUACUACCAAUCUUGUUAUCCAAUGGCUGCUGCAAACUAUGCAAGUCUUUCAGGUGACUGGUCCUAUGAUCCAGCCAAUUCAUUGCUAUGUGGCUAUGGUGACAACGACGUUGUGGGACAUGACCAAGAAGACGCUGACAUAAAGAUUACAGACAAGAAUGGUGAAGGUCAUGAGGAUCAUGUUUGGGAUGUCUUGAGGAACUUGGAUGAAGUUAAUGAUCAUUCAGAUGAUCAACAAGGACCAGAUGGUGAGAUCAGAAUCAAUGGAAGUGCAGUUCAUCAUAACGAAGAAACCGGUAGUGAGCACCAUGAUGAUAAGCAAGUUUGGAGAAACUUGGAUGGAAUGAACAGGGAAUUGAUGGAGAUCAAGGCUGGUGGUGGGGAACAUGGAGAACUAGCUGUGGAUAGAAUGCUUGAUGAAUCAGAAUCUGGGAUUGGAAAUGUUGAUGAAGUAGAUGGGGGAAAUGCUGAAGUGGUUUCAGAGAUGGUUACAUAUUCGCUGGAAAACGGGAAGGUUGAUGGUUGGAGCAUGGAAAGGAAGCCGCUACUGAUGGAAAGCUUGGUGGCAGCAACCUGCAUCCACACUUGAAAACCGCCAGCUUGGUAGAGGUUGAUGAUGUAGUGGGGUUUGUUUACGGGUGAUUUGGGUUUUUGUUGUUUGGAUUUUGUCGCACGCACGCUUGGGGCUGAUCCACGAGUGGAGGGCCCCCAAGAAUUGCUGUCUUUUGUGAAUGGAUGGAUUGGGCUAUUAAUUUGGUCGAUGCUCUUUUAUUUUUUAUCCAA
Molecule: messenger RNA, 1499 nt
Organism: Linum tenue
Lineage: Eukaryota; Viridiplantae; Streptophyta; Magnoliopsida; Malpighiales; Linaceae
Source: the annotation of a GenBank genome assembly